Messenger RNA from Neopsephotus bourkii (Bourke's parrot), 2256 nucleotides. It is a transcript of the gene FBXW5, whose product is annotated as F-box and WD repeat domain containing 5. NCBI's taxonomy places the organism in Eukaryota, Metazoa, Chordata, Aves, Psittaciformes, Psittacidae. Gene Ontology annotation, molecular function: protein binding. The record is from RefSeq and is a predicted model, not a curated record. Bases 66 to 1832 code for a protein of 588 amino acids. Gene Ontology annotation, biological process: protein ubiquitination. The transcript has 8 exons. Gene Ontology annotation, cellular component: Cul4-RING E3 ubiquitin ligase complex; SCF ubiquitin ligase complex.
GCGGGGCUGCGGCCGGGCAGGGUCUCACGCCCGUUCGUUCGCAGGCGCGGCGGCAGAAUGCCACGAUGGACGCGGGCGGCGGCCCUCUCCUCCCCGACAGCGUCCUCUACGAGAUCUUCCUCUACCUGGACCACGUAGACGUGCUCUCGGUGGGGCUGGUCUGCCAGCAGUGGCACGCCGUGGCCCGGGACGAGUUCCUGUGGAAGGAACUCUUCUACCGCUACUACCGCAUCUCCCGGGAGGUGCCCCGGCACCCAGCUGCUGUCUCCUGGUAUGAUGAGUUCCAGAGGCUCUACGAUACCAUUCCCUGUGUGGAAGUGCAGGCCCUGAAGGAGCACAAUGACCAGGUUUUGCACCUCAGCUUUUCCCAUUCUGGCUGUUUGUUUGCGUCAUGCUCCAAAGACUGUACUGUCAAGAUCUGGAGCAAUGAGCUGGACAUCUCCCUGCAGCACAGCUCCAACAUGAGGCCGUACAACUGGAGCUACACACAGUUCUCCCAGUUCAAUUCUGACGACUCGCUCCUCCUGGUGUCUGGUGUCUUUGUGGGGCCUCACAAUUCCUCCUCAGGAGAGAUUGCUGUAAUCAGCAUGGAGAACUUCACGCUGCUUUCCAGGGUGAGGAAUAAGCCCUACGAUGUGUUUGGCUGCUGGUUGAAUGAAACCAACCUGAUAUCUGGCAAUCUGCACCGAAUUGGGCGUAUAACCUCCUGCUCUGUGCUGUGGCUGAACAACGCUUUCCAGGGGAUAGAGUCCGAGAAUGUGAAUGUAGUGAAGAGACUGUUCAAAAUCCAGAACCUGAAUGCCAGCACCAUCCGGACGGUGAUGGUGGCCGACUGCAGCCGCUACGAUUCGCCAGACCUGCUCCUGGACUACGAGGAGCAGCUCGCUGCCUCCACCUCCACCUGCCCCGUCUUUGAUCUCGGCAGUGACAGCGAGGAAGAGGAGGCCAAGCCCAAGCAAGCUCCGGAGCCAGCAGUACAGGAAUUGCUGGAUGACGUGGGUGUGCCAGCAGAGGAUGGGCUGCAGCAGCUCUUUGAUGAUAUCAUGGAGGGCCGGGUGAGGCCUGCCAUGACCGACACGGAGCUUGAGACAAAGGUGGCUGAGCUGUUCGUACGCAACAGAACUAAACCCCCUGAGCUGAACCUGCUCUCCACAGACAGCAACAGCAAGACAAAGUACUUAAUCUUCACCACAGGAUGCCUCACCUACUCCCCACACCAGAUAGGGAUUAAAAGGAUCCUGCCCCACCAGAUGACGACUGCUGGGCCUGUGCUCGGGGAGGAGAGGCGCUCGGAUGAGUUCUUUGACUCCCUGGAUCACGUCAUUGACAUCCAUGGGCACAUCAUUGGCAUGGGCCUCUCUCCUGAUCACAGGUACCUGUACGUGAACAGCCGAGCCUGGCCCCGCGACUGCGUCAUCUCUGACCCCAUGCAGCCUCCCCCCAUCGCUGAGGAGAUCGACCUGCACGUGUUCGACCUGAAGACCAUGAAGGAGGUGAAGAGAGCACUGCGGGCGCACCGGGCCUACACACCUAAUGAGGAGUGCUUCUUCAUCUUCCUGGAUGUCAGCAGGGACUUCGUAGCAAGCGGGGCAGAGGAUCGCCACGGCUACAUCUGGGACCGGCACUACAACAUCUGCCUGGCCAAGCUGCAGCACGACAACGUGGUCAACUCGGUGGCGUUCAGCCCGGUGGAGCAGGAGCUGCUCCUCACGGCCAGCGAUGACACCACCAUCAAGGUAUGGCGCUCGCCCCGCGCCGUCCGCAGCCGCCAGGCCCGGAGGCCCCGGCCCAGGAAGCUGCUCUUCUCCUGGCUCUUGAACCAGAAAAGCUGAACCUGGGUCCCCCUGCGCCUGCAGCUUCUCACUGCAGCCACCUCCUCUGGAGCCUGCAGAGCCCAAGGCCCUGCGCAAGAGCACUGAAUCCCAUCCACUGGGUCAGGAGGGGCCCCAGUACUGGGAAUUGCUUCCUCCUUGGAGCACCUGCUCCAGAGACAGAAUGUAAGAGCCAAGGGCCUGCUCCUGGACACUGCGGACACAGCCUGAGCUGGUCACUGCAGGGUGGGCUCCCCACAGCUUCUCACAAACGCUGCUACUUGGUCACAGCUCGCUCUGGGUGAGCUCUGGUCUCCAAGAACAGACUGAGGUGCGUCCCCAGCGCUGGUACUGCUGAGCCUGCGACGGGGCUGACCUUGCAAGAGCUGCCUCUGCAGAGCACUUGGCAGAGCCCCACGCAGCGCUGCUGCUGCACUGCAGGACU